This is a messenger RNA of Syzygium oleosum, 891 nucleotides long. RefSeq names its product E3 ubiquitin-protein ligase RSL1-like. Lineage: Eukaryota; Viridiplantae; Streptophyta; Magnoliopsida; Myrtales; Myrtaceae. Gene Ontology annotation, cellular component: cytoplasm; ubiquitin ligase complex. The coding region runs from base 1 to 891 and encodes 296 amino acids. The record is from RefSeq and is a predicted model, not a curated record. The transcript has 2 exons. Gene Ontology annotation, molecular function: ubiquitin protein ligase activity; zinc ion binding; ubiquitin conjugating enzyme binding. Gene Ontology annotation, biological process: positive regulation of proteasomal ubiquitin-dependent protein catabolic process; ubiquitin-dependent protein catabolic process; protein polyubiquitination.
AUGGUCUCACACACAUUCAAAGAAAAGAAGCGGCACUUUGAUGUUUUCUCGCAAGAUGAUCUCUUCUUAUCAUUCUUGUUUGAUGGUCCUGGAGUAUCAGAUUCUGAAUAUGCCCAAGAGUUGCACUUUCAGGAGGUUUUAGAAGUCUCCUGGGUGAUGAAUAUGAAUCCUUCAAAAAGAAAUACCGGGUCUUCCUCGUCUUUAGCGGUUGUGACUGAGGCAAACCCAAACAGAAGCCAGAUGAUAAUCAUAGACCCGGUUGAGAUAGGUGUUCAAAAAGAUGGUGGUGAGUCAUCAGAGAGAUUCUGUGAGAUUUGUGCGGAGAGAAAAGAGGCCAAAGAGAUGUUCAGCAUCGGGACCGUGUGGUCUCACACCUUUCGCUCUCUCCGCAUAAGCAGGUAUGUGGAGACCAAAGUCCUGGACACUGUCACCACCAUCAAAUGCCCAGGAUUGGAGUGUGAGGGUGUCCUACAGAUUAAUUCCUGCAGGCAAAUCCUCCCUGAGAAUGUUCUCUACAUGUGGGAGAAAUCGCUGUGUGAGGCGAUGUUUCUCGAGGCGCAGAAGUUCUAUUGCCCUUUCGAAAACUGCUCAGCCCUUUUGAUCAAGGACUAUGAUGGUGGGGAGGUGAUUAGAGAGAGUGAGUGUCCAGAUUGCCACAGGUUGUUCUGUGCCCAGUGUUCCGUGCCGUGUCAUGCCGGCAUGUCGUGCGAGGAGUUUUGGUCACUGAAUGAGGAUGAGAGAGGGAGUCUGGAUCUCAUUGUGAGGGAGCUUGCAAAGGAAAAGAACUAUGGGAGACGCCCCAAAUGCAAAUUUGAUGCGGAGAGGACUCAGGGUUGUGCUCGCAUCACUUGCGGGUUUGUGAUACGUUCACUGAAAAGAAUCACUUGCUAG